AUGGCCUCAAGCAAGCGCAAGAGCUACAGCGACCCGUCGAUCCCGCCCGAGGUCCGCGAGCGCCGGCAAGUCUACGACCGCGAGGCCAAGCGCUGCGCGCGGCAAACGUACUUGACGGAAAUCGACGCGCUCAACACGACGAUUGUCGGGCUCACGCAGAAGCUCCACGCGCUCCGAGGUAGCAGCGCGCUGCCGUGGAAGGAGGUGGCCGAGGCCAUGGCGGCCAACAGCGCGUCGAGCGCCACGACCAACUCGCGGCUACGCGGUCAGAUGGAAGAGCAAAAGCAAAUCGCGCGCACACUCUACGAGUGGGCGAAAGCGCAUCUUCCGACCGACACGGACGAAAUGACCGAGCUCGAGGCCAUGUGGCUCGAGGUCGCGACCCUCACGGACACCGGCCACGUCUGCCGCGAAAUCGGGUUUUCCGAGCUCCAGCAUUUCUUCGACGGCUACGACAGCCAGGGCACGGAGCAAGUGGCGAGUUCACACUCGGGCGACGACGAGAGCUGA
Messenger RNA from Saprolegnia diclina VS20, 510 nucleotides. RefSeq lists its product as hypothetical. NCBI's taxonomy places the organism in Eukaryota, Oomycota, Saprolegniomycetes, Saprolegniales, Saprolegniaceae. The coding region runs from base 1 to 510 and encodes 169 amino acids. The transcript has a single exon. The record is from RefSeq and is a predicted model, not a curated record.